Trichomycterus rosablanca is the source of this 3125-nucleotide messenger RNA. RefSeq names its product DEAD/H (Asp-Glu-Ala-Asp/His) box helicase 11 (gene ddx11). NCBI's taxonomy places the organism in Eukaryota, Metazoa, Chordata, Actinopteri, Siluriformes, Trichomycteridae. The coding region runs from base 28 to 2682 and encodes 884 amino acids. The transcript is spliced from 27 exons. The record is from RefSeq and is a predicted model, not a curated record. Gene Ontology annotation, molecular function: ATP binding; DNA helicase activity; DNA binding. Gene Ontology annotation, cellular component: nucleus. Gene Ontology annotation, biological process: establishment of sister chromatid cohesion; nucleobase-containing compound metabolic process.
AAACCGUAUGGAAUCCAGGAGGCCUUCAUGGAGGCGCUUUACUCAGUGCUGGAUGAGGGGAAAGUGGGAAUCUUCGAGAGUCCAACUGGCACGGGGAAGUCUUUAAGUUUAAUUUGUGGAGCAUUGAAAUGGCUGAGAGAUUUCGAGGAGAAGAAAAAGGAGGAGGCUGCAAAGAUUUUGCAGCCCAAAGAGAGCAUGAUGUCAGGUGAGAGUGGAAGAGGAGGAAAAGAUGGGGAUGGAAUUCAGGUAAAGCUGGAAGAGGAAGGGAGCAACAAAGGUGCUACUGGAGAGCUGGACUGGAUAUCAGAGUUUGUGCAGAAAAAAACAGAGCAAGAUCUGGUGAACAAACUGAAGGAUGAGGAGAUGAAGCGGAAGAAAAGAGAGGACCGUCUGGAGAUGAUCAGACACAAUGCUCAGCUUAAAUAUGCCAUGAAGAGAAAAAACAACGUUGAUCAUGAGACAGAACAGUUGCUGCAGCUCAGCAAGCAGGACCUGGGAUCUGAUGAUAAACCUCCAGAUGAAGAAGACGAGGGGCUUAUUGUUGCAGAUUAUGAAAGUGAUGAAGAAGGAAUGCCCAAAAACAGGAUAUGUGAUGAGUAUGAUGACGAUGAUGAUCUGGAAGAAGAGCAUGUGACUAAGAUUUAUUACUGCAGCCGGACACACUCUCAGCUCGCCCAGUUUGUUCAUGAAGUGCAGAAAAGUCCUUAUGGGUCCAGCAUCAACUUGGUCAAUUUGGGUUCUAGACAGAAUCUGUGUGUUAAUCCAGAUGUGGUACGACUGGGGAGCGUUCCACUUAUUAAUGAUCGCUGUAUGGAGCUGCAGAAAAAUAAACAUGAUAAGCAGAAAAAAGAGGACUCUGAACCUAAACGUCGCCGUGGUACUGCUAAAGCGACCUGCCCUUUCUCUAGCUUUGAGAAGUUGAUGUCGAUGCGAGACGAGGUGCUGGCAAGCAUAAAAGACAUCGAACAGCUCUUGCAGCACGGCCGAGAAUCCAAAACCUGUCCUUAUUACAGCACACGGCUCUCUAUUCCUGCAGCUCAGGUGGUGGUGUUACCUUAUCAGUCAUUACUGCAUUCAGCUACUCGCAAGGCAUCUGGGAUCAAACUGAAGGAUCAGAUAGUCAUUAUUGAUGAAGCUCACAACCUGACUGAUACAAUUACAUCACUACACAGUGCUGAUGUUAAUGGAGCACAGCUCUGUAGGGCUCAUUCACAGCUAUUCCAGUACUGUGAGCGAUACAGGAGCCGCCUGAAGGCCAAGAACCUGAUGUACAUUAAACAGAUCCUGUUUGUGCUUGAGGGGCUUGUGCGGACUCUUGGAGGAAAAGUUGGACUGAAUCCUGUAACUCAAAGCACACAGUCAGGAACUGAACUUCUGACCAUCAAUGACUUUCUGUUUAGAGCCCAGAUAGAUAACAUAAACCUGUUCAAGGUUCAGAAAUAUUUUGAGAAGAGUAUGAUCAGCAGAAAGCUGUGUGGAUUUUUAGAGAAGUAUGAGGGAAGUGGGGUGAAGCUAAAUUCAGAUCAGAUGAACAAAGAGAAUCGCAGAACUGAAGGACUUGGACGCUUCCUCCAGAGUCUUCACAGCAAACCUACAGCUUCUUUAGAGCAACCGAGUGCAGUUGAAGACAGACCAACUAUGGCCUCCCCAAUGAUGUUGGUGGAAAGUUUUCUUCUUGCUCUCACCAGUGCCAACAAAGAUGGGAGAGUAGUGAUGGAAAAACAAGCUUGCCUGGCUCAGAGUAAUGUAAAAUUUCUCAUGCUGAAUGCAGCAGUUCCUUUUGCACAAGUUCUUCAAGAAUGUAGGGCUGUCAUCAUUGCUGGAGGAACCAUGCAGCCUGUCUCUGUCUUUAAGGAGCAGCUUUUGCUGUCUGCAGGGGUCAGUAAGGAGCGCAUUGCUGAGUUCUCCUGUGGUCAUGUCAUUCCUCCAGAGAAUAUCCUACCCAUACUUCUCUGCGCUGGGCCCUCUGGACAAGAGCUUGAAUUUACCUUUCAGACUAGAGACACACCACAGAUGAUGGAAGAGACUGGGCGCGUCCUGUCCAACCUAUGUAACGUGGUCCCAGGAGGCAUAGUCUGUUUUUUCCCCUCUUAUGAGUAUGAGAGGAAGAUUCUGGCACACUGGGAGAGUAACGGUGUCCUUCAACGACUUGCAGCUAAAAAGAAGAUUUUCCAGGAGCCAAAGAAAGCCAGUCAGGUGGAGCAGGUGCUGUCGGAGUAUUCCAAGUGUAUCCAGCUAUGCAGCACUAAUGGAGGAAAUCAGACUGGAGCUCUGUUGUUUUCUGUGGUUGGAGGAAAGAUGAGUGAAGGGAUAAACUUCUCCGAUGACUUGGGCAGGUGUGUUGUGAUGGUUGGAAUGCCGUAUCCUAACAUCAAAUCCCCUGAGCUGCAGGAGAAGAUGGCAUACCUGGACAAGCACAUGCCUCAUGUGGAUGGCAAAAGUCCUGGCAAAGCUUUAAUAGAAAAUCUGUGCAUGAAGGCUGUCAAUCAGUCUAUAGGUCGGGCAAUCCGUCACAGUGGUGAUUACGCUUGUAUCGUACUGUGUGACCGGCGCUACUCGCGUACCGGCACGUUCCAGAAGCUUCCAGAGUGGAUUCGAAGCAGCACCUGCACUCACAGCAGCUUCGGUCCUGCCUUUGCCAGCAUCAGGAGGUUUUUCCUGGAGAAGAAGAAAACACAGUAGCUCUAAGCAGAACCUGGAAGGACCCCAAUUCAACUUCUUGUUCUAAAGGAGCUUGUCAAGAAACUUACUUUGUACGUAUGACAUGAAUUUAAUUGCGAUUCUACAAAAGCCUUGUAAAUAAUAGAUUAAUAUUGCUUCAGCUUUUUGCAUUUGUUAAAGUGCUUUUACGUGUUUUCGAAUUUUGUGUUCAGCCCUCGUGUUCCAGUAAGUUAAACUCAGAUUGUUGCAGUUUGCAAGUCUAUUUAAAGAGCUCAGUUGUAAAUGUACACUAUAUGACCAGAUGUAUGUGUGUAUACACUCCUCUGAUUAUUAAAUUCAGCCACACUUUUUUCUAAGAGGUAUAUAAAAAUAUUCACAUAAAACUUAUGAUUACAUUUUCAGGAAGGCACUUUUCUGUUCCAGUUUGACUGUGUCCCUGUGCACAAAGUGAGAUUAAUAAAGUC